This is a messenger RNA of Brassica rapa (field mustard), 2973 nucleotides long. RefSeq names its product zinc finger BED domain-containing protein RICESLEEPER 2-like. The record is from RefSeq and is a predicted model, not a curated record. Gene Ontology annotation, molecular function: DNA binding; protein dimerization activity. Lineage: Eukaryota; Viridiplantae; Streptophyta; Magnoliopsida; Brassicales; Brassicaceae.
AUGGGAUCAAGAAGCGACUCAGAAGAGCAGUUCACUUUGGAUACUAACUACGUGCCACCAGAUACAACGGACUUUGAGACUCAACAAGUCAUGGCAAGACUUGCGGCUAUUGAUGAGAACAAUGAUCAGCGUGAUGGUGGUGAUGAUGGAAACAAGCAAGGUCGCAAAAGAAAGCUGAUCAGUCUGGUCGAUUCAGAAGAGGAUGAUGACGUUGAAAUAACUCCAACAACCCAACCGAGGAAGCCUCCUAGAAAGACCAGUUUUGGAACAGCCUCGCAGAAACCCAUGUACCAGUCCACUCUGGAUGGAGGUAGUGGCUCUUCCGCACAGGCGUGUAGUCAGAAGAAGACUGUUCCUCUGAAAUCUGUGAUUCGUGGAGGGAGGAGAAAGGCAGAGCCUCGGGGCUCGUCUACUCUGUCGCGGAAAAACAAAGGACCGAGUACUCAGUCCCGGAAAAACAAAGGACCGAGUACUCAGUCGCUGAAGAAGAAGAGCAAGAUCCAAGAGGAGAUACCAGAUUUUGAUGAUGAACUACUAGAAGAUGAGUUGGACGAGGAUGAAGCCGGUGUAGAUGAAGCCGGUUUGGAUGUAGCUGGUUUGGAUGAUAUGGAGAGUAGGCAACGAUCAGAUGUGUGGAAGGAUUACACGGUGGUUGAAAAACGCAAUGGCACUAUGAAAGCUGUGUGCAAUCAUUGCAGGAAUGAGUAUGCAUGGUAUUCUCACUCGCAUGGAACAAGUGGGCUGAGAAGGCAUCGGUGGAGAUGUAAAAUGUAUCCAAGGAAUACUGGAAGGCAGCAACAACUCAAUACUGAAGGGAAAGUAGUAUCUCGCAAGUAUGAUCAUACUGUGUUCAGACAGAUGGUAGCAAAGACAAUAGUCCAGCAUGAUCUACCUUACGCGUACGUUGAGUAUCAGAAAGUUAGAGACACAUGGGCGUAUUUAAAUGCUGAUGUCCAAACCAUUUGUCGAAACACAGCGAGAGCAGAUGUGUAUCGAUUAUAUGAAAGUGAGAGAGACACACUCAAGAGGGAAUUAGGGAGUCUUCCUGGACGAGUGUCCUUCACAUCUGACUUGUGGACAUCAGUGAAACGAGAAGGAUACAUGUGUGUGACAGCACAUUACAUUGAUCGGAAUUGGAAGUUGAACAGCAAGAUCCUGACAUUUUGUGCUCUACCACCACCACAUACUGGUAUGAAUGUUGCUGUUCAGCUCCUUGAAUCACUGAAAGAGUGGGGAAUUGAAAAGAAGGUGUUCUCGGUCACACUAGAUAAUGCUACGAGUAAUGACUCGAUGCAGGAUAUUGUGAAAUCGCAGCUGAAUUUGAAUGAUGAUUUGUUAUGUGGAGGAGAGUUUUUUCAUGUGAGAUGUGCAGCUCACAUACUUAACCUCAUUGUGCAAGAUGGGUUGAAGGUUAUUGGAGACUCUUUGCAGAAAGUAAGAGACAGUGUUAAGUAUGUUUUAGGAUCGGAAACGCGUGAACAGCUGUUCCACAAAUGUGUGGAUGCUGCCGGUGUAGUAGAAGGUGGAUGGCUUAUACUGGACGUGCCGACAAGAUGGAACUCAACUUACUAUAUGCUUGAAAGAGCCAUCAAGUACCGUAAAGCAUUUGUUAAGUUAGAGGCAUUUGAUAAGAAGGGUUAUAAAACGGCGCCCACAGCUGAGGAAUGGACUAGAGCAGCCAAUAUUUGCGAUUUUUUGGGUUCUUUUGCUGUGAUCACAAGCUUGAUGUCUGGUUCGAAUUACCCGACAGCAAACUUGUUUUUCUAUCAGGUUUGGUUGAUCCAUGAUUGGCUUCGGAGAAAUGAGGAAAGCCAAGACGAGAUUGUCAGAAACAUGGUGCCACCGAUGAAAGAGAAGUUCGACAAAUAUUGGGACGAAGUCAGUGGUGUUUUUGCAAUGGCAGCAGUCUUUGAUCCACGGUUUAAGCUUUCUAUUGUCGAAUGUUGUUUAGGGAAGCUUGACAUGAGGACUCGUGAUGCAAAGGUGAAGAAUCUGCGUGACAAGCUGAGUAUUCUGUUUGAGUCAUACGACAAAAAAUCCAAGAAUAACUCGCCUUCCACUGAGCCUCGUGAGACUGCUUCGCAAAAAGCAUCUGACUCAGGGUCAAUGGGGCUGUUUAUGAACUACAAUGAUUUCUUUGCAUUUCGCCAAACCAGUGGCAUUGUGAGUGGAAAGACACCUCUACAAGCUUAUCUUGAAGAACCACCUUUGGACUUUACUAAUUUCCAAAGCUUGGACAUCCUCGAUUGGUGGAAAGAUAAUGCGCAUCGGUAUGGUGACUUGGCUGCAAUGGCAUGUGAUCUGCUAAGUAUUCCAAUCACAACAGUGGCUUCGGAGUCUUCUUUCAGUAUUGGAUCGCGAGUUCUGAAUAAAUAUAGAAGCCGUCUACUCCCAAAAAAUGUGCAAGCUCUCAUAUGCACUAGGAAUUGGAUCAAGGGAUACGAAUCUUAUGCACAUGAUGAAGAAGUCGAUGGUGAUGGUGAAGAAGAGAAUUUACCAUCAUUUGAGUCCAUUGUUGAUGGAGAAGGUGAAGAUGAGUAGAUCGCGAGUUUGAAAUGUUAUUUUGAUUUGGUGUUUUGCUUCAAUUACAAUUUAAGAUUUUUUAUUUAAAGUGCUUGGUUUUGUUUUGAGUACUGAUUUGGAUCAUUUGGUGUUUCUAUGAAAUUUACCUUGGUUGAAACUUGGCUUUUCAUCUUUAACAUGCUGUUGAACUUCAUGAACUUCAAAAACCAAAAAAAAAUCAAGAACAAUAACAAUAUAUGUAAAAUUUUGUUUUCAGUUCCAAUAAUAGAUUCAUGUCUUCACGUAUGAUGUAUCUUCACAUAGGGGAGCAGCAAGCAGUGUCGAGACACAUCCUUAUGCACUCCUUUUACGUUCAGCCCGCGGGACGGCUUGUAAGGGACUGUGAACAUGGGCGGUACGGGAUUAGGACGGCCUUUUGGAGACCGCAGCCCGCGCGGGAUGGGCCCGCCU